AUGGUGAAUGCAGCAAGUGGUGGAGGGCUAGUGAAUAAGACUCCAGGAGAUGCAACUAGGUUGAUUGCAGAGCUAGCAAAAAAUUCUAGGCAAUUCAGUCAGAGAACUCCCACGCGCCGGGUGAAUUUAGCAAAUUCGAAUACAACUGAGUUAGAGAGUCAAGUAGCUGAUUUGACUUCUAUGAUGCGUGAGUUCAUGGUGAACUCAAGGAAUCCACAGCAACUGAAUGCUUGUGGUUUAUGCACCUCCAUGGGACAUCCCACUGAUGCAUGUCCUCAAUUACAAGAGGAGCAUAAUGAGCAGGCCAACGCCUUAGGUUUUCAAGGGCAAGGUCCGCAGAGAAGAUAUGAUCCCUUUUCAAAUACCUACAACCCAGGAUGGAGAGAUCAUCCAAAUUUGAGAUAUGGGAAUUCCCAAGGAAACCAACAACAUCAGCAUGCUCAAGGUCAACAACAGUUUCAGCAAUAUAGGGCACCGUUCCUAACACCUCAAGGCCAAAGCUCUAAUUCAGGUAAUAUGUCAACUGAAGAAAUGAUUAGAUCACUAACUUCUAAUGUUUCUACCAUGCAGCAGAAUAUGAUGCAGUUUCAACAAGAAACCAGAUCAAGUAUUCAAAACCUGGAGAAUCAAGUCAGUCAAAUCUCAAGUGCAGUAAGCCGACUUGAAGCUAAGGACUCUGGAAAGCUUCCAUCCCAAACGGAGCUGAACCCUAAGCAACAAGUUAAUUCAAUAACAUUGAGAAGUGGCAAAAAGUUGCAAGAAACUGUAGUUGCACCUAAGAAGGCUAAAGACUUGAUUGGAGUUGAGGAGGAGGAAGUAGAACAAGAAACUAAGGCGAAUCCGCCAACCUUUACCUCUUAUGAGCCUGUGCCACCUUUCCCAGAAGCCUUGCAAGAUACUCGAAGGUAUGAGAAAGACAAGGAUAUUUAUGAGACUUUGAGCAAAUGUGAGGUAAAUAUGCCCCUCUUGAAUGUGAUUAAAAGUGUUCCUCGUUUUGCUAAGUUUAUGAAGGAACUGUGUACGAUCAAGAGAAAGCACAGGUUGGGAGGAAAAGAAAAAGUGAAGGUGAGUGCUCGUGUUUCUGCAGUUUUCCAAAAGAAACUCCCAGAAAAAUGUGGUGAUCCUGGUAUGUUUACUAUUCCUGUUACAAUAGGAGACACCACAUUACACCGAGCCAUGUUGGACCUAGGUGCAUCAAUCAAUGUCAUUCCCUACUCCCUGUUUAAAUCUUUAGAACUUGGGCCUUUGCAUGAAACUGGGGUAGUAAUUCAGUUAGCUGAUAGGUCCAAUGUAUAUCCUAAGGGGGUAGUAGAAGAUGUACUUGUUAAGGUUGAUGGAUUGAUCUUUCCUGCUGACUUUUACGUCCUUGACAUGGAACAUGACAAACAAGCAGCCCCCAUCCUGUUAGGAAGACCUUUCUUAAAGACUGCUAAGACAAAAAUCGAUGUGUCUACCGGUUCUUUGACUAUGGAGGUUGAUGGGAAAGCAAUUGUGUAUAACAUUUAUGAUACCAUAAAGUAUCCUGUUGAUACUCAUUCUUUAUAUUCUAUAAAUGUUGUCGAUCCAAUAUUGCAUGAUGUUUCUAACAUUGAUCAUGGGGAUGAGCUCCUCACACCUAUUACUAAUGUUGUGUCUGGUGAUUGCUUGGAUUCUUCUAUACCUACUAAUGUGCAGGUGAAGGUGGCGGAAUUGAAUGAACAGUCCAAGCUUCCACCUAUACCACUAGGGGCAACACCCACCCCGUCAUCAUUUCCGGGCAAGAAAUUAUCCCAGGUAUACCACAAAGCAAAGAAUAAGGUGUGGCAUGACAAGAUGAGAUCCCGUUGGAAGGGUCCAAUUCAAGUUGACAAGGUCUAUCCGCAUGGAGCGGUAGAAAUUCGGAGUUUAGAGACCAACAAAGUGAAUGGAAAAAGGCUCAAACCAUACUACGAAGGGAUCAAGGUCGAGAAUUUGGAGAACAUCGAUCUCUACGAGCCAUCAAUUGAUUAA
Molecule: messenger RNA, 1989 nt
Organism: Chenopodium quinoa (quinoa)
Lineage: Eukaryota; Viridiplantae; Streptophyta; Magnoliopsida; Caryophyllales; Amaranthaceae
Exons: 1
Coding region: 1-1989 (662 amino acids)
Source: RefSeq, a predicted model, not a curated record